Messenger RNA from Odontomachus brunneus, 3461 nucleotides. RefSeq lists its product as uncharacterized. The record is from RefSeq and is a predicted model, not a curated record. The transcript has 6 exons. The coding region runs from base 948 to 2630 and encodes 560 amino acids. NCBI's taxonomy places the organism in Eukaryota, Metazoa, Arthropoda, Insecta, Hymenoptera, Formicidae.
CCCGCGAGGCAGUUUAUCGAGAGCAACGGUCGUGCGUGCGUCGCGUGCUAGCGAAAGUGCGUAUCUUAGAUCGACGUCUUAACGCUAUCGCCCGUAUUUUGUUGUUACGAGACAAUUCACACAUUAUUUUAUGUAAUGUAACCAAGUUUUUGUCUUGCUGUUAAAACUGUCGAUAAGAAGAUAUCGGUGGAUUAUCGGCGGAGACGUUGCGCUUCAGCUGAGAUUCUCGACGGCUCAUCGAUCGCGUUUCUCGAGGACAUCGAUUGGAAGUCGCGCGAAAUUCGCGCGUGAAGGAUGAGUAAGAAGAUUCGCAAGCUGACGACGCGUGGAAUCGUCUCGGCACGAUCUGCGAGCUUGGCUUCUAGGACUCGAUUGUUGCGUUCCUACUUUGACAGUGUGAUGAUUCUCAACGAUUGGUCUUAGCUUCUGAUGCUUUGAACACCGUUCUGUUAACGCGUUAGUAUCCGAAGAACUUGGCGGCUUCUGUGCGCGUGAACAAAGUGAUCGUCUAUGAGCCUAUGUGGAUCAUCGAUGAUCCAUGAGACUUCUUCCAUGAUCGUGUAACCAUUUAAAGAUCCGACGUUUGCACUUUCGAGAAAAUUUGCGCCAGCCGAUAUAUCGAAGAAGUUUUUGCAGAUUUUCGACAGCGCCGAUCACACGUCUGCCGAUCACUUGAACUCGAAGAGGAAAACGCAAGGACCUCGUCGAAGACGACGUAAUUCAUUGCGCUUUCGACCGUUUAACUCUCCUAGUUUGUCUGCGCGACAACCCGACGUGAGCUUCAUACUCACCACAUUCACUAGCUCGAUCGGAUCCUCUCUUAGACGAGGCGCCUCCAGCUUCACCGAUGCUCGUCGCGAAGCUGGCGCAACGAGCACGCCGUUCUUCCCGUUUAUUCAACGUGAGGGCAGGUGUCGUUCGAUGAGUGAUACUCCCGAGUGACGAUCAUGGCCCAGGUACCAGAACCAGCGCCGGUGCAUUGCUACACCAACCCGUCGUUUUGCCGUCAGUCGGAGUACAUCCCGGACGAUCACGCGAGCAACGGCCUACCACCGCCGCCGCAGUUUCAAGGAAACGACGAUUUGCCGCCACCACCGCCGCCGUUGCAGCUGCAGUAUUAUGCAGGCCAGAGCAAUCCGGCCUUCCAGGAGCCGUCGGAGACGGCGGCGGUGGACGCGCGUGAGUCGCGCGACCGCUAUUGUUACCUGGACGAUAACAGGCCUCUUACGCACAGGAGGUACGCCAGUCUUCCGGUGGAGGAGCCUCGCGUGACCUACAAUCAGUCCUCGCGGUACGAGUACAUCCAGCAAGACGACGAGCGCAGCCAGUUAACGCGGAGGGGCUCCUCGAGGUACGAGUUCAUUCCGCGCCAGCAACAGCAGGUGCAACAACGUUCCGCGCCGUCGACCAACCAAGACGAUCGAGGAGGGUCGCAGACGCAGACCUGUCGCGCCGCUAAUGCCGGUAGAUACGCUCUUAUACCGGGUGAACAGGACUAUCAGGACGAAGACGCGCAGUGGAGCGGCGCCAAGUCGGCCCCGCGGCAUAUCAACACUCCGCAGGGCCGUUACAGCAGAGUUCCUCUGCAAGAGGAGAAUCCGCCGACAUUACCCGAGAGAAACGCACAAGAGCUCUCAGCCUCACCGAAGAACAACUUGGCUACGCAGAAGUUGCACGAGAUACUAACUACGCCCAGGAAACCAAGAUCCAGGUCCGAGGAAAGAACGCUUUCGCCGAGGAGGCAUCAGUCCUUCAACCGGACCAGCACGCCGCGGAGAAGGGCGCUUACUCCCGAUCGCACCUUCAGCCCCACGCGUUUAACUCCUCAAGGCACGCCACAGAGCCGAAUCUUCUCGUCCGCGGGGCCUCAGACGUCGACACCCAACAAGGAACCAUCAGCUCGCCGAUGCCUUCCGCUGUUGGAGAACCCGCCGCGACAGCAGGACGUCUGUCCGGCCAGCAAUUGCGGCCGGCUUCGUUACGUGGGAACUGCUCCAGUCGAUCUGAUAAACAUGAGCCACAGCGAGCCGCCUCCCCGCUACGCUUACAUGGAGAGCGGCUUGGAGUCCGUGCCGAUGGUGUCUGGAUCGCCCAGGUAUCAGGUGAUGCCUGCUGACCAGAAGACCUACCAAAGCGUCGAGAGCGCGUUCAUGGCUCGUACGGCUGUCGUACCACCGUUAUCACCGCCCAACAGCGACGCGAAUACGACUUUGGCGAGCGGCGUGGAAAAAGGUGACAGGAAAAAUGCGCCGUUUCUCUUGAUACUAGUUGGCGUAUUGACCUGUGGUCUUGCUUUAUAUUUGUCCUGGUCGCAAGGAAGAAGGUACUACUUCGACAGCGCAGCCGGCUGUGGUGCUUGCUGUACCCUGGCGGGUGCGUGUAGGAGUCUACGAAGGACGUGGACGGGAUUGGGUUUAGCUGGACUGUCGGCGUUAAGCUGCGCAGGUUUACUACUGCUCGCCGUCAAAUCCCCAAAAGACGGUACACCUCUUCACGACAUCACAGCGGGUGCUUUGUGCGGCGUGUCGGUUUUGGGUGCUGGUCUGGCCCUGCUGGCUCUUCUGUCGCCGAGGUGCAGCCUCGGACGUCAUCGACGAGUGCAUUCUUGGAUACCGCGAUUUUCUCCUUAGCAUGUGACUUAGCACGUUAACAUUAUGAAUUCGGCUAUUGCGGAAUUUUCUUUCUGUUAGGCAGAAUUGCGGAAAUAUGACUGCAUGCCAGUUGAAACGAAUUCGAGGAAUUCGUGGAAUUCGACGUGUGUCGAUUGUCAGGAGAAAGACAAUAUUCUCUGUUUCACGAGUAAAGGAAGAAGAUAAAUUAAAGUGACACCAGACGAUCUAUGUAAGAAAUGUAACGUAUGCGAGAGUAGACAGUCUUGUUUCUUUUGUGUCUCUUUUUUCUAAAGAUACAUUUAUCGAGGCGGAAUUAUUUUUUAACACUUCGAUAUUUGUAUAAAGGGCAAAUUAUCGCCGUUUAUAUACAUAAGUGCCGACGUUCAUAUUUGCUAUGUAAGUAUUGAAAUUUUCGCAUUUUUUUUAAUGCAGCACGCAUUUUCUCAACGCGUACGAAUUCUCGUGUGUACACAUGCGUACAUUAUUUAUUCGCGGUCUUUUAUUCCACCUUUUUAUUAAGAUUGCGUUACUGGAAUCUAUUCUGAGAUUCUAAUUAUGUAUCAUGAAACUGUAUAAUAAUAAGCAACAAUAAGUAGCGUUCUUAAAAUAGAAAAUAAUUGUCUAUGAGCCAUUAUAUUUAGAUUACAUAAAAGUAAGUGCGUACUUAUAAAGUAAUCAUAUUAUGACAUACGAGGCGACUCUGUGCGUAUAACACCGUUAAUAACACCGUGAGUCGUGUAAAGUUCUCAAAUAGAAUAAUUAAAUUCAGUGGCAUAUUUUUGUAUGAAAUAAAAAUCAUAGUGCAAAAAAUAUCAAAUGUAUUAAAAAAUAUAUCAUACAUGAUACAGA